Molecule: messenger RNA, 940 nt
Organism: Pelobates fuscus (common spadefoot toad)
Lineage: Eukaryota; Metazoa; Chordata; Amphibia; Anura; Pelobatidae
Gene: GBX1
Product: gastrulation brain homeobox 1
Exons: 2
Coding region: 5-940 (311 amino acids)
Biological process (GO): regulation of nervous system development; regulation of transcription by RNA polymerase II
Cellular component (GO): nucleus
Molecular function (GO): RNA polymerase II transcription regulatory region sequence-specific DNA binding; DNA-binding transcription factor activity, RNA polymerase II-specific
Source: RefSeq, a predicted model, not a curated record
GACCAUGCAGAGAUCGAGUGGGAUGGGUAGUGCCUUCUCCAUAGACUCUCUGAUAGGAAACCCCCCAACACAAUCAGGGCAUGUGCUCUAUACAGGAUAUCCCAUGUUUCUGCCUUAUCGUCCCCUGGUUAUCCCUCAGAGUUUACCUCCUUCUCCACUUCCUCCUCUUGGACCUUUGGCAUCUUUCGCCGGCCGUUUGACGAACACUUUUUGUGCUGGUUUGGGACAAGGGCUUCCUUCUAUGUUGGCCCUGACCACUACUUUGCCCAGCUUUAGGGACACACCAGAGGACUUCUACUCACUAAAUGAGCCCUGCAGACCUUCUACUCCAGACCCCAUGGGUGGAAGCAAGCAGCAGGAACUUCCUGAGAACCAAGACAACAUUUCAGAGUCCAUCCAAUACCCACACACAUGCACCAGCCUGGCAGGAGAAGGAAAGCUGUACAGCUCAGAUGAAGAAAAGGUGGACAGCAAAACCUCAGAUCUUGGCUGUAGUGAUCGCGAAGAUGAGGAAAGCACUGGGGACAGCUGUGAUGAAAGUCUACCAGAUAAUGCCCACAGUCCCACAAGGCCAAGGGUGAAAGGAAAGGGGGGUAAUCAGGACUCAGUGGGAGGUGUAAUGGUAACAUCUGGGAAAAGCCGGAGGCGCAGGACAGCAUUUACUAGUGAGCAGCUCCUGGAAUUAGAGAAGGAGUUUCACUGCAAGAAGUACCUCUCUCUCACAGAGAGAUCCCAGAUUGCUCACACUUUGAAGCUCAGUGAGGUUCAGGUGAAGAUCUGGUUCCAGAACCGAAGGGCCAAAUGGAAACGGAUCAAGGCUGGAAACAUCAGCAGUCGUGCUGGUGAACCAGUCCGAAAUCCCAAGAUUGUGGUUCCCAUCCCAGUACAUGUCAACCGUUUCACGGUCCGGACACAGCAGAUGGAGGGUGGGCGGCCCUAG